GCAAGAGUUAGAAGCGAUGAGGGGACCUAGUCGUCCGUCCCAUCCCAUGACCACCCUAAUAUCAGGCCUACCUACCGCUAUCACCUAAACUUGCACGACCCAGGCUCGAUAUAUCGUUACCUCAACUGCCUUAUUUGGGUUGUUGAGAAAUUGCUAGAAUCUCCACUUUUCACUUUCUCGUCAAGUAUCAUAAAACGACAGGCAGAGUACCUUUUGCAUGCUACCUACCUACUUUAUCCCAUGAUCUGAUUCAUAAACCGACUGGAUCAAACUGUACUCGUAUGAACUAUUGGUCUUGAAAUUUUUCCAGCAACUAACUGCUGUAUCCACAAACCCAAUAUGGCAUCCCCCGGAGCUGCAACGAAAGGCUCCUCUGCUGAGCCAAGCAAAGAGGACCAGGUAUUGAUUCUCAUGGCUCGGCUGAUGGAAGGGGGCCAAGAGGAUGAGGAGACAUGCAAGGACUUGAACCAACUCACAAAAUUGCUCAACGACGACAUUAACGACGUCAAGAGUGGGAAGCCGUCCAUCUGCGACGCCAUCGACAGCGACUGUGUUGAUACUCUUCUAGGUUAUCUAGACAUGAGGCAGCCGGAAGCGGUUCGAGGUUUUGGGCUUUUAACCACAUCAGCCUAUCUCAAAGCAGCUGGCGAUGACGGCAACAAGAAGCUUUCCGAGUUCUAUUACGAUCGGGUGAAGCGCGGCACUUACGACGACUACAUUGUUGCAUUUUGCGUUGCAUCGGCCCUGUUCCCCAUCGUGCCAGAUCUCAUCAAGGACUUGUUCCUCAGCGAAGGUUUCCUGGCCAGCCUGGGUCCGCUUAUGAGGCGGAAGUGGAAGAGCAGGAAGGUUGAGACGGCAUGUCUCGAGAUGCUCAACGCAGCAUGCAUGAACUCGGAAUGCCGUGCCGCCGUGCAAAAAUACUGCGCCGAGUGGCUUGAGGAGAUUGUGGACCAGGAUCCGGAAGAGAUUGCUAAGUGUACCAUCACAACUGAGCCUGACGUGCACCAAGCCGGAUCGAUUUCGAUGAGGAAACACUCGGAGCAGGUGCAAAAUCUCGCUGCUGUAAUUCUUACCAAAUUGAAGGCAACACAACCGCCAGAGUCCACCACCGAAUUACCCGAGGAACGGGUGGGCUUGGCAACCACAAGUGUCGAAGACCUCAGCAAGAAGUUUACAAAAGUCCUCCUCGAAGACCCAGAACAUGGUCGGCAGAGCGCCAUCGAGGGACUUGCCUACGCGUCUCUCCAGCCCAAAGUAAAAGAAUCAUUGUCGGAGGAUAAGGUUUUCUUGAAGUCACUUGUCGAGACGCUCAAAAAUGCUCCACCUCGAUCAUCUCUAACCUAUGGAGCACUGAGCAUUGUCGUCAACCUCACCCGCUACGAGCCUCCUCAAUCAGAAGAGCAGAAGCGCAUGACACAACUUAAGGCUUAUGCGAAUGCAGCCGGAAAGCUAAAGCAGGAUCCUUUGAACAAUGACGACCAUGUCAACGCCAGGUGUAUGCGCGUUUUCGAGGCCGGCAUCGUCCCCAUCCUAGUCUCGCACAGCAAGGACGGGUCAGUAGCAUCAUUAUCACUCAUUGUACAAAUCAUCUACUCCAUAUCAGUUACGCCUAAACUCCGGGGUCAACUGGCCCAGCAGGGAGCUGUCCGUCUUCUCAUCGCUGCCUGGACCGCACUCUCGGCCGCUAACGAUGCGUCAACUGUUGCUGCUCGACGCACCGCAGCUCAGGCCCUCGCACGAAUCCUGAUAUCAACAAACCCAGCCCACGUGUUUGGUGGUACUCGCCCAACACCAAUAAGUGCAGCCAUUCGACCCUUGGCCUCAAUCGUACCACCCGACGAUUCGACUGAGACGCGGGAUUUACUCCCAACCUUUGAAGCACUCAUGGCACUCACCAAUCUCGCAUCAACAGAAGACCAAGACACUCGGCGCGCAAUUGUGCGUGCAGUAUUUCCCGACCUCGAGGAGCAGGUCUUGAGCUCAAACUCAAAAGUGCAGCGUGCGGCCACAGAGCUCAUUUGCAACCUGGCUCAAUGCCCAGAGGGCGCCGCCCCUUUUGCAGAUGGGUCUCCCCAGGCCAGUACCAGGGUCCACAUUCUACUAGCAUUGUGUGAUGCCGAGGACGAAGGCACACGUAACGCAGCCGGUGGGACACUGGCCAACCUGUCGGCGCACGAGGCUGUCGUGCGGGCGAUACUUGCACGGGGCGAGCGUGGCAUACAAAUACUGCUAGGGAUGUGUGGGGAGGGCAGCAGCGAGGAUCUGAGGCAACGUGGCGCUUUUGUGUUGCUCAAUAUGGCGGCGACGGAAGGUGAGACUGGUCAACUGUCACGGGAAAAGAUCAAGGCCGAAAAUGGGGCGACGGUCCUCACGGAGUGUGCCAAGAAGACGAGGCGGCCCGAGGUCCUGGAAAUCGCGGUCGCGGCACUGAAGGCUCUUCUUGAGGCGGAAUAAAGAAGCAAGGGCUAGACUCUUACCAGGGACAAUGGUGUCAAAUAGUGGUGAAAUAAAUGGCGGAUAGAACUGUACCGAGCCUUAAAUUGACAAGUCCCCGCUGG
Pyricularia grisea is the source of this 2558-nucleotide messenger RNA. RefSeq lists its product as uncharacterized. The record is from RefSeq and is a predicted model, not a curated record. NCBI's taxonomy places the organism in Eukaryota, Fungi, Ascomycota, Sordariomycetes, Magnaporthales, Pyriculariaceae. Bases 340 to 2454 code for a protein of 704 amino acids. The transcript is spliced from 2 exons.